CCGGGGAAGACCGGGAACCACCGCCGAGGCGGUGCCGAUGGGCGUCAUGGGGACGGAUUUGGGGGCGCUCGCUCUCAAGUACACCGGGAUGUCGCUGUCGGUGUCGGACUACGACUCCAUCGUCGCCAUGAACAUCUUCGUCGCGCUCCUCUGCGGCUGCAUUGUCUUCGGCCACCUGCUCGAGGGGAACCGCUGGGUCAACGAGUCCACCACCGCGCUCGUCAUGGGGCUCAUCACUGGAGGCGUCAUCCUGCUCGUCACCAAUGGGGUCAAUUCGCGCAUUCUUGUCUUCAGCGAGGAUAUAUUCUUCAUCUACUUGCUCCCGCCCAUCAUCUUUAACGCUGGGUUUCAAGUAAAGAAAAAACAGUUCUUCCGCAAUUUUGCAACAAUUACUUUGUUUGGGGCUAUUGGGACAUUGAUAUCCUUUGUAAUAAUCAGCCUUGGUGCCAUGGGAUUGUUCAGCAAACUUGAUGUUGAUCCACUCCAGCUUGGGGACUAUCUUGCAAUUGGUGCUAUCUUCUCAGCAACAGAUUCUGUUUGCACCUUACAGGUGCUUAACCAGGAUGAAACACCCCUACUCUAUAGUCUGGUUUUUGGUGAAGGUGUUGUUAAUGAUGCUACAUCUGUUGUGCUAUUCAAUGCAAUUCAAAACAUUGAUCUUGAUCAUUUCGAUGCUUUUGUUCUACUACAACUUAUUGGAAAAUUCCUCUACCUACUUUUCACCAGUACUGUUCUUGGAAUAGCUGUUGGGCUGCUCAGUGCCUACACUAUUAAAAAACUUUGUUUUGCAAGACACUCAACUGACAGAGAAGUUGCUAUCAUGAUGCUCAUGGCAUACCUUUCGUAUAUGCUGUCAAUGCUGCUGGAUCUGAGUGGUAUUCUCACCGUGUUCUUCUGUGGAAUAGUAAUGUCGCAUUACACUUGGCAUAAUGUGACAGAAAGCUCUAGGGUUACUACCAAGCAUACUUUUGCAACCUUAUCAUUCAUUGCUGAACUAUUUCUUUUUCUCUACGUUGGGAUGGAUGCAUUGGACAUUGAAAAAUGGAGAUUAGCUAGUAGCAGCCCCAAAAAACCAAUUGCUUUAAGUGCUAUUAUAUUGGGCCUGGUUAUGUUGGGAAGAGCAGCAUUUGUAUUCCCUUUAUCUUUUAUAUCCAACUUAAGUAAAAAGGAGGCCCGUCUGAAGAUUUCCUUGAGACAACAGGUAAUAAUAUGGUGGGCAGGUCUUAUGAGAGGAGCAGUUUCAAUUGCACUUGCUUACAACAAGUUUACAACAUCUGGUCAUACUGCAGUGCGGGUAAAUGCUAUCAUGAUCACUAGCACAGUCAUUGUUGUUCUGUUCAGCACAAUGGUUUUCGGCUUGCUGACUAAGCCUCUGAUUAAUCUCCUCAUCCCACCAAGGCCUAGCAAUACAGCUGAUGGCUCAAGCCAGUCAUUCCUUGACCCGCUUCUGAGUAGCUUAUUGGGCUCCGACUUGGAUAUUGGCCAAUACCCCCCUCAAACCAACCUUCAGCUUCUUCUCACCAUACAAACACGCUCUGUUCAUCGUGUGUGGCGCAAGUUCGAUGAUAGGUUCAUGCGCCCGAUGUUCGGGGGACGAGGGUUUGUACCGUUUGUGCCUGGUUCGCCGGUGGAGCGGAGCACCCAUGGGCCUGGCCUGGGUAGCCUGGGCACUGUGACAGAGGCAGAGGCAGACGACCAUAGCUGAGUUGAAGCUUAGAAAGUGCAAGUUUUUUUGUGUGUAAAUGUUCAGAUACCACACAAUUUUGUUCUUCGAGUUUGUUGACGUAUUUGUUGGUGUACCUUGUGCAGAUAGUUUAUACAAUUACUUAUGGAAGGUGAUUAAGUAGUUUUCUGGGGCAAUUCCAGAUGUACAUUUUGCCUGUAAAUUUCAUUGUUGCUCAGAUGUAACAAUCAGAUGUUGGAUAUUAGUAUUAAUAUGUAUUAAAUUACAGGUUGAAAACGAGAAUUUACUUUUGGAAAA
Lolium rigidum is the source of this 1981-nucleotide messenger RNA. RefSeq names its product sodium/hydrogen exchanger 2-like. Bases 38 to 1705 code for a protein of 555 amino acids. The record is from RefSeq and is a predicted model, not a curated record. Gene Ontology annotation, cellular component: membrane. The transcript has 14 exons. Gene Ontology annotation, molecular function: sodium:proton antiporter activity. Gene Ontology annotation, biological process: proton transmembrane transport; regulation of pH; sodium ion transport. NCBI's taxonomy places the organism in Eukaryota, Viridiplantae, Streptophyta, Magnoliopsida, Poales, Poaceae.